Messenger RNA from Eucalyptus grandis, 1016 nucleotides. Its product is annotated as agamous-like MADS-box protein AGL14. Bases 291 to 545 code for a protein of 84 amino acids. Gene Ontology annotation, molecular function: DNA-binding transcription factor activity, RNA polymerase II-specific; RNA polymerase II cis-regulatory region sequence-specific DNA binding; protein dimerization activity. Gene Ontology annotation, biological process: regulation of transcription by RNA polymerase II. The record is from RefSeq and is a predicted model, not a curated record. Lineage: Eukaryota; Viridiplantae; Streptophyta; Magnoliopsida; Myrtales; Myrtaceae. The transcript has 2 exons.
CUCCCUCUCUUCUCUUUCCGGUUCCGGUUCCGAAUCGCCUAGGGUUUCUUGGAUUGCUCUCUCUCUCUAGAAUAAUCCGUUUCUUUCUCAACGAGCGCCUCCUCCCGGCGCCGUCUCCGAUCUCCUGCUUUCGGGACCGAUCCGCGCGACGCCCUCCGUUCCAUGGCCACUCCGAUUCGAAGCUUCGAUCGAGCGCUCGUCGCCGUCAAUCGAUUCCCGCUCUUCUUCUUCCGAUCUCUUUCUUGUUUUUUGUGGCUUGAGAGAGCGAGACAGAGAGAGGGAGGGGGGAAAUGGUGAGGGGGAAGACGCAGAUGAAGAGGAUAGAGAACAACACGAGCAGGCAGGUGACGUUCUUGAAGCGCAGGAACGGGCUGCUGAAGAAGGCCUUCAAGCUCUCCGUCCUCUACAACGCCGAGGUUGCACUCAUCAUCGUCUUCCCGAGGGGCAAGCUCUACGAGUUCUCGAGCUCGACAAGACGGUACUUGGCCUUGGCGAACCUGGCCAACGGCGAGCCCGGUUUCCGCGCGAUGAAGCUCAGGGGCUGACGGACUUGAGCUUCUUGAACUAGUCGAAGAAGGCUUGGGGAGUGCGCUCCUCGAUGGACGACGACUUGUUCGCGAGCGUGAAGUUGGGGAAGUUGAAGCCCUCGAAGAUCGAUCUGGCCACGAACGAUUCGAUGGCAAAGUGCUUGUGGCCGGGCUUCGCGAACCUCACUCGCGACUCGAUGAGUCGGAUGGCCUCGUCGAGGUUCCAGUUCGCCACCUCCAUCUCGUGAGCCAUGGCUUUCCCGAAGUGCCUCACGGAUCGUAAGGUGUAGUGGAGGACUUGGAUGAAGUGGGUCGGGCUCAACGACGCGAGCUUGAAGCCGUCAAACAGGGGCAAGACGCGCUCGGAGACGAACUGAAACUGAAAAUUAUGAAUUUAGUUGUCUAUUUGGAUGUAAAAGAUUCACAUUGCUGUGUAUUGGCAGGAACUGAAAAUGAAGGGCCGACUAUUGAAUUAUUUCGGCUUCCGAA